AUGAUAAAGCCAUCAACUGUAACAACAAACGUAAUGAACCUAUCGACUGUGACAACAAAAACAACAAACAUGAUAAAAUCAUCAACUGUGACGGCAGAAACAGCAACUCACAAAUCUAAAACAACAGUGGACAACCCGACGACACAAGUACAAAGCAAGCCAAAAUAUAACAAAUGGAAAGAAUAUGGAAUUACUGUUGCUGGAGGACAUGGAUACGGAGAUCAAUUACAUCAACUCACUUAUUCUUUUGGGAUCUGUGUUGAUGAUAACAAAGCCAUUUUGAUUGCUGACAUUCACAAUCAUCGUAUUGUUGAAUGGAAAUAUAAUUCGGGCAGUGUUCAAAUCGUUGCAGGCGGAAACGGAAAAGGAAAUAGAGAUGAUCAACUCGAUACGCCAAUCGACGCAAUUGUUGACAAAGAAAAGAAUGCGAUAAUCGUAUGUGAUUCUUGGAACUUUAGAGUAGUGCGUUGGUUUCGUCAAAGCCAAACAAAUCCACAGAUUCUCACUUCUGAUAUUUACUGUGGCGGUGUGGCAAUAGACAAAGAUGGGUCUAUUUACGUUUCUGAUCAGACGAAGUCUGAAGUGAGACAAUGGAAAGAAGGAGACACAGAUGAAACACUAGUUGCAGGUGGAAAUGGUAACGGAAAUCGUCGAGAUCAACUUUACAGUCCUUACCACAUCUUCGUCGAUGAAGAUUAUUCUCUUUAUGUAGCGGAUCAGCUCAAUUACCGUGUAAUGAAAUGGACAAAAGAUGCAAAAGAAGGAAUUAUUGUGGCUGGAGGAAAUGGGAGAGGAGAUGGUCUAAACCAAUUAACUGAACCUACUGGAGUGAUCGUUAAUAAUUUGAGUCAAAUCAUUAUUGCAGACACUUCAAAUAAUAGAAUAAUCCAAUGGUAUGAAGGAGACGCACAAGAUGCUAAAGCAGGCAGUGUUGAUCCAUGUCAUCGAUUACUUAUGUUAAAAUUUGUUCAUUUACUUGAUGACGCUGGAUACAGUGUUGAAAAAGUGAAUGGUACAAAAACGUCAGUACGUAUUGGACAAUUUUCAACAGAUCAUGCAGUUACAGCAGCUCGUAUGAGACCUGAACAUCGAUCAAGAUUUCAUGGACCUAAUAGUUUAUUAUAUAAUGCUUCAACUCGUUUAUCAUAUCAUUUUAAUUUACAUGGUCCAAAUGUCUCAUUAGAUGUUGCUUGUUCAUCAUCUUUAGAAGCUUUACAUAUGGGUGUACAAUGUCUUCGUACAAAUGAAGCGGAUAUGGCUGUAUGUGGUGGUGUUAAUGGAAUUUUUGCACCGGAAAAUUUUCUACAAAGUUCACUUAUUAGUGCACAAUCACCUGAUGGAAGAAGUCGAUCAUUUAGUGCUGAUGCUAAUGGUUAUGCUAAAGAUCGAUUCUUUAAUCAAUCAAAUCUUGAUCCACCAUUAUUAUUAGAUUUACUUAGAAGUAAUUUAGGACAUACAGAAGGUGCAGCUGGUGUAGCAUCACUUAUUAAAGUUGCUAUGUGUAUGUAUCAUCGUGGUAUUACAGUAAAUAUGCAAUUUACUUCACUUAAUCCAAAAAUAGAAGCACAAAAAUAUAAUCUACAUAUUCUUCAAAAUUUUGUACCAUUUCCAUCUCUUCCAAAUAAUGAAAAAAUAACUAUUGGUGUUAAUUCAUUCGAAACGGUUGGUUCAACGACACAUUCUAUCAUUGAAGAAUAUCAACCAAUAAAUAAAACAUCAAUUGAAAAUAACCAUAUCGAUGAUGAAAAUCAUAUUAAAAGCAAACAAUAUUUUAUUUUUAUUUUUUCAAAUCAUAAUGAUGAUCAAGCUUUUCUUCAACAUAUAUCUCAACAACUUCUUCUGAAAAGAACUAUUAGUUAUACACAUUUAGCAAUCUUGUUUUUUCUUAAUCGUCAACAAUUACAAGAACAAAUCAAUGCUUUUCUUACUGAACAAGCAUCACCAGGCCUUUCAAUCAUAUCACGUCCAACAAAACUAUUAGCACAGAAAAUAUGUUUUGUUUUUAGUGGUCAAGGUCCACAAUGCUGGGCUAUGGGUAGACAAUUAUAUGAAAGUGAACCUUUAUUUAAUAAAUGGAUUAAUUUAAUUAAUGGAGAAAUGACAAAAAUUAAUAAUGAAUCUCGUAUUAAUGAUACAAAUAUUGCUCAACCAACAUUAUUUGCUAUACAAGUUGCAUUAACAGCUUUACUUGUUUCUUGGAAUAUUUAUCCAUCAUCUAUAAUAUCACAUAGUGCUGGUGAUCAAGCAGCUGCUUUUGUUGCUGGUCGAUUAACUUUAGGAGAAACUGUUCGUAUUGAACAUUUGGCUUGUAUUGCUGUUGUUAAUAGUCCUCGCUCAGUAACAAUAAGUGGUGAUGAAAAAACUAUUGAUGAAAUACAACAAAUUCUUUCCAUAUCUUAUCCUAAUGUAUUUACAGCACGACUCCGUAUUGAAAAUGCAUUUCAUUCAUAUCAAAUGAAUCGAUUUGAUACUGAAAAAGAAAUGCUUUCAUCCUUGAAAGAUAUUCGAGGACUUCCAAUACAAGAUCAAAAGCAAAACUUUAUUCAAUCAAAUGUAAAACAAACUGUUCGAUUUUAUGAUGCUAUAGCAGCAAUUAUAAAAGAUGAAGCAACAAAUGUUUUUCUUGAAAUUUCACCACAUCCAGUUUUAGCUACAUCUAUUCGUGAAUGUUACGAACAAAUAACAUUUCUUACUAGUUUAGCACAAUUUACAACAUCAUCUCAAGUAUGGCAACAAUAUUUUCAUAUUCGUCAAAUUUUACCGUUGAAAAAUCAUGAAGAAUAUUUUGAUAAUUUUCCAUUAUAUAAAUUUCAUUUGAGUCCAUGUUGGUAUGAAUCAAAAGGUUCAUCUAUACAACGUUUAGCUAAUCGUAUUCAAACUCAUUCAUUACUUGGUAUUCGUCAAUUAAAUGAACAAACAAGUGCAACAUGGAAAAGUCUUAUCAAUAUUAAUUUAGCACAACAUGCUUUUUUGAAAGAUCAUAAAAUUCAAGAUGCAGUUCUUUUCCCGGCUGUUGCUUAUCUUGAACUUGCAACAACUGCUUGUCGUCAAUUACUUCCUCCAAAAGAAGAUGAUCAACAACAACAACCAACAAUUAUUUUUGAAAACGUUAAUUUUUUUGAAGCACUUAUUCUUAAUAAACAUGAAUUAGUUGAAGUAUGUAUACAAAUAACUAUGCCAAUGCGUGAAUGGUAUAUUAUAUUUUGUAAUCAAGAUAAUUUUAAUAAAUACUCAUUAAAUGAAUUUACUUUACAUGCACCAGGCAAAAUUGAAAUAGAUUCUAAACAACAAAAAUCAUUAACAAUACCUAAUACAUGGACAGCACAACAUAUAACAAGUGCUUAUGAACAUCUUUCAACAUGA
Molecule: messenger RNA, 3363 nt
Organism: Adineta steineri
Lineage: Eukaryota; Metazoa; Rotifera; Eurotatoria; Adinetida; Adinetidae
Source: the annotation of a GenBank genome assembly